CUCCCAUUCGUUGUUUUGUAUGGGACUUGUGUCCUUAAAUAGGAGGGGAAUUGGCUCUGUAUAUUUGGGGGAAAGCAAGUGAGGCGUUUACAGAGGGAAAACAUUACGGUUCCAAACUAUGAUUUAAAUGCGUAUCAGCAAGAAAGGUAAAAAUCAUUAGCCUACUCUCACCGCAAGCAAAUAAACAAAAAUGAAAACAACAGCAUGUGAGGGUAUUCUACAGAACAGUUUGGAAAGUAGUUCGGAGAGGACGAGAGAGUAUGACGAGAUCACCUCUUUCCUUGGCUCUUGGGGUCCGUUUCAGUGUCUAAUUUUCUUCUCGCUGGCGUUCAGCAUCCUGCCUAAUGGCUUGGUUGGUGUGUACAUUGUGUUUGUGGGGGACACACCGCCCCACGAGUGCCUGAUACCCCCGGACAGUAACAUCAGCGAUGGCUGGAGGAACGUGAGCAUCCCCCUGGAAGAGGUGAACGGAGUGCUGAGACGGAGCUCCUGCAGCAGGUACAAGCUGGACGCGCUUAGGAACUUCUCCUUGCUCGACCUAGACCCUCAUGUGGACGUGAACCUCAGUGAGGUCCCACUGGAGAGAUGCCUGCAUGGAUGGAAGUACAGCAAAGAGAUCUAUCAGUCCACCAUCGUCACCGAGUGGGACCUGGUGUGCGAGAAUGAGCAAAAGGAACCUCUGACCACCUCUAUCUACUUCCUGGGUGUGUUGUUUGGCACGUUCAUCUCUGGGCAGCUCUCUGACAGGUAUGGAAGGCGGCCUGUGAUGCUUGGCACCAUGGCUAUCCAGACACUGACCAUCUUCAUCCAGAUCUUCUCUCCUAACUGGGAGUUCUUCACCGCCAUCUUCUUCUUCAUUGGAGCCAGUGGAUUCUCCAACUACGUUGUUGCCUAUGUGCUUGGCUCUGAGAUGCUGAGCCCAUCUACUCGAGUGAUGUUCUGCUCCCUGGGUGUGUUCAUGGCCUCCAAUGUGGGCCAGGUGCUGUUGCCUCUGUUCGCCUACUUCCUCAGGGACUGGAGGCUCCUGGUCAUCCCCAUGGCCGCCUCUGGAUUACUCUAUAUCCCCCUCUGGUGGCUGGUCCCAGAGUCUCCACGCUGGCUCCUGUCCCAGGGAAGGGUGGAGGAGGCCGAGGCCAUACUGAGGAAAGCAGCCAGGAUGAACAAGGUGGCCGUGCCAGAAGUCAUCUUCACGCCCACUGAGAUCAUGGAGGCCAAGGCGAAGCAGGAGAAGAAGCACAGCAUGCUGGACAUCCUGAGGAACGGCAACGCUAUGGCCCUCAUCAUCAUCUGCUCCAUACUCUGGAUGGUCAUAACCUUGGCUUACUUUGCACUGCUGUUGAACACCACCAACCUGAAUGGCAACCGUUAUUUUAACUUCUUCCUGUCUGCCGUUGUGGGGAUCCCCGCUUACACAGUGGCCAUGCUGUUACUGAGAUCCUGCUCGCGCCGUUUCUGCCAGUCCUCCACUCUCAUUCUGGGCGGUGGCAUCAUCCUCUUCAUCCAGCUCGUACCCAGAGAUAUGCCAGAAUUAGCCGUUUGCCUGGAGAUGGUGGGCAAGUUUGGCAUCACGGCAGCCUUCUGUGUGGUUUACGCUGUGACAGCUGAACUCUUCCCCACUGUGGUACGCAACAUGGCCAUGGGAACAUGCUCAAUGUCCGCCCGGAUCGGAGCCAUCAUCUCCCCCUUCAUAAUUUACCUAGGAAAUUAUUACAAAUACAUUCCCUACAUCCUGAUUGGGAGUUCAGCUGUGCUGUCUGGCCUGCUCUGUUAUGUGCUGCCUGAGACGUUUGAGAAAGUUCUUCCAGAGACCAUCGCUGAGAUGCAGACAGUCAGAUGGAUUGGCCAGUGCAAGGAGAAGCAUGGAGGCCAGCAGUGUGGCACACCAAGCCCAAGUGCAGACGUCUGCCCUUCAAAAUACCCUGCAGUGCAGUCUACCUCUAUUGCAUGAUGCUUUUGUACAAAUGUUUAUACUAAAGAAUUGCCAUUUGAAUAUAUAUUUUAUUCAGCGUACUGUACAUUUUAAGUAUAAAUACAUUGAAAAGAG
Engraulis encrasicolus (European anchovy) is the source of this 2044-nucleotide messenger RNA. Its product is annotated as solute carrier family 22 member 4-like. The coding region runs from base 191 to 1948 and encodes 585 amino acids. Lineage: Eukaryota; Metazoa; Chordata; Actinopteri; Clupeiformes; Engraulidae. Gene Ontology annotation, biological process: transmembrane transport; quaternary ammonium group transport. Gene Ontology annotation, cellular component: membrane. The transcript is spliced from 10 exons. The record is from RefSeq and is a predicted model, not a curated record. Gene Ontology annotation, molecular function: quaternary ammonium group transmembrane transporter activity.